AUGAGUAGUAGUAGUAGCAGUAGCAGUAGCAGUAGUAAAGGUGGGCUUUUCAGGUACGCCGAUGGGUAUGCACUUAGGUUGCUCUAUGUUGCACUUGGAGUUGGAGUAUCUGCGUUUUUCGAAGGAUUGUGUUGGACAAGAACAGCGGAGAGGCAAACGUCGCGUAUAAGGAUGGAGUACUUGAGAUCUGUACUAAGACAAGAAGUCGGUUUCUUCGACGAACAAAGCGCUUCUUCCACCACCACCUUCAAAGUUGUCUCGAGCAUCUCGGCAGACGCUCAUCUAAUCCAAGAUGUUAUUGCUGAGAAGAUUCCAAACUGUCUGGUCGACCUCUCCGCAUUCGUAUUCGGCCUAGUUGUCGCCUUCUUACUCUCUUGGCGCCUAGCGUUGGCUUCACUGCCAUGCGCGGUGUGUUUUAUCGCACCGGGACUAGGUUUCGGGAAGCUAAUGAUGAACCUAGGAUCCAAAAGCAAAGACGCGUACGAGGUUGCGGGCAGUGUGGUCGAACAAUCCAUAUCGUCGAUCAGAACCGUGUACUCCUACGUAGGUGAAUCCCAGACGCUCGAUCGAUUCAGCCGCGCUCUUCGAGAAAGUACGAAGCUCGGUAUACGGCAAGGCUUUGCAAAGGGGCUCAUGAUAGGUAGCAUGGGGAUGGUUUUCGCAUCGUGGGCUUUCGAAUCUUGGGUCGGAAGCGUGCUUGUUAUCGAGAGGGGCGAAAGCGGGGGCCGUGUUUUUAUAGCAGCUGUUUGUGUUGUCCUUGGUGGAUUGUCGUGUAUGAGCGCUCUACCCAAUCUCUCAUUCAUCGUGGAUGCUUCAUCCGCAGCCACUCGAAUUUUCGAGACGAUCGACCGCAUUCCUGAAAUAGACUCGGAGGACAAAAAGGGAAAAGUUUUAUCGUAUGUGCAUGGAGAAAUCGAGUUCAAGGAUGUUUAUUUCAGUUAUCCAUCAAGAAUGGACACACAAGUACUUAAAGGGUUCAAUUUAAAAGUGAAACCCGGUAAAACGGUGGGCCUCGUGGGGGGGAGUGGGUCCGGAAAAUCCACAAUCGUUUCGUUGCUCGAAAGAUUUUACGACCCUUUGAAAGGAGAUAUAUUGCUCGAUGGAUAUAGAAUAAAUCGGUUGAAAUUGAAAUGGUUGAGAUCGAAGAUGGGGUUAGUGAAUCAAGAACCGAUUUUGUUUGCAACUUCGAUAAGGGAUAAUAUAUCGUUCGGGAAAGAGGAUGGUUCGAUGGAAGAGAUUGUGAAUGCUGCUAAGGCUGCUAAUGCACAUGACUUCAUUGUUCAAUUGCCAGGAGGGUAUGAAACUCAGGUAGGGCAAUUUGGGUUCCAAUUAUCAGGAGGGCAGAAGCAAAGAAUAGCAAUAGCAAGAGCAUUGAUCAAAGACCCGAAAAUCCUCCUACUCGACGAAGCGACGAGCGCUCUCGAUUCACAAUCCGAAAGACUUGUUCAAGACGCGAUCGAUCUCGCCUCCCAAGGAAGAACAACCAUCGUAAUCGCCCACCGCCUCACCACAAUCCAAAAUGCUGACAUCAUCGCCGUCGUCGACUCCGGACAGGUCAUCGAGUCCGGGUCUCACAACACACUCAUGAUGCAAGAAAACGGAGCCUACUCUAAAAUGGUCAAAAUGCAGCAAAAUUCAUCGAACGAAGCCCCAUCUCAUCGUACCCCCGUUAACCCUAAAAAGACAAGAAGGAGAAACCAAAAGAGCGUAAUAUACGAAAGUAGUUGGCAAAAAAGCCCGGCUUCUCCAUUUAGCCCGUCUAUAACGAUGAGUGUGCUCCCUUCUAUCAACAUGGUUUCUUACUACGAAAGCGAUGACGACCAAUCAUCUCCCGCCACGUCAUCGCCCGCCCUUUCGCAGUGGCAGUUGAUUCGAAUGAAUGCACCGGAAUGGAAGAGGGGUUUGCUCGGAUGCGUUGGAGCUUGUACCUUUGGAGGAAUUCAGCCUUUGAAUGCUUAUUGCUUAGGAUCGGUUGUUUCUAUAUACUUCAACAACGACACUUCGAAAAUAAAAUCGGAAACCGCGUUUUACUGCGUGAUUUUCGUGUCCAUAGCCGUAGUAAGCUUCUUCGCGAACCUACUCCAGCACUACAAUUUCUCCGUCAUGGGAGAAAGGUUGACAAAGAGGAUACGAGAGAGCGUGCUCGAAAAUAUUCUAACUUUCGAAAUCGGGUGGUUCGAUUGGGAAGAAAACACGAGCGCGGCUAUCUGCGCGCGUCUCUCCACGGAGGCAAACGUUGUGCGGUGCCUCGUUGGGGAUCGGAUGUCCCUAUUGGUCCAGGUGUUCACGAGCGCUUUCGUCGCUUUUACCCUCGGAUUGAUCCUCACGUGGAGAGUUUCCGUAGUCGUGAUCGCCAUACAGCCUUUGAUAAUCGCAAGCUUCUACUCGAAGGGGGUUCUGAUGAAGAAAAUGUCGGCUAAAGCACAAAAGGCGCAAAACGAAGGGAGCCAGCUGGCGAGCGAAGCCGUAAUUAAUCAUCGAACAAUCACUGCAUUUUCUUCGCAGAAGAAAAUCCUUUCUCUAUUCGGAGAAACCCUAAAAAACCCUAGAAAGGAGAGUGUGAAACAGUCGUGGUUUUCCGCGACCGGGUUGUUUGUAUCGCAGUUUCUAACGACAGCUAGCAUUGCCCUGACUUAUUGGUACGGAGGGAGAUUGAUGAACAAGGGUUUGGUUAGCUCGAAGCAUCUUUUUCAAGCAUUCUUUAUUUUGAUGAGCACCGGAAAAAACAUUGCUGACGCGGGUGGAAUGUCGUCGGAUCUGGCUAGAGGAAGCAGCGCCGUCGGAUCGGUUUUUGCGAUUUUGGGAAGGAAAAGCGAGAUCGACCCGGAUAAUUGUAACGGGUUUAAAAUAAAGAACGGUUUGAAAGGGAGGAUUGAUUUGAAUCGGGUUUUCUUUUCGUAUCCGUCGAGGCCGGAGCAGAUGAUUUUACAAGGAUUGAGUCUGGAGAUCGAAGGUGGAAGAACGGUGGCGCUUGUGGGCCAGAGCGGGUCGGGAAAAUCGACGGUUAUAGGGUUGAUUGAACGAUUUUACGAUCCGAUAAAAGGAAGUGUUCUAAUAGAUGGAAAAGAUGUCAAAAGCUACAACUUGAGAGAUUUGAGAUCUCAUAUUGCUUUAGUGAGUCAAGAGCCGACGCUUUUCGCCGGGACCGUAGUUGAGAACAUAGUAUACGGUAAUGAGAACGCGACGGAAUCGGAAAUCAAGAGAGCUGCAUUGCUUGCUAAUGCGCACGAAUUCAUAAGUUCGUUGAAAAACGGAUACGAAACUUACUGUGGAGAAAGAGGGGUCCAACUUUCCGGAGGGCAAAAACAACGGAUCGCACUUGCACGUGCAAUUCUCAAGAAUCCAUCUAUCCUUCUAUUGGACGAGGCAACGAGUGCACUCGACAGUGUUUCGGAGAAUUUAGUUCAAGAGGCAUUGGAGAGGAUGAUGAUUGGGAGAACUUGCGUGAUUGUGGCUCAUCGGUUAUCGACUAUACAGAAAGCCAAUUCCAUUGCGGUUAUCAAGAAUGGGAGGGUCGUGGAGAAAGGGUCGCAUUCGCAACUUCUUGAUAUCGGAAAUCGAGGUUCAUACUAUUCGUUGAUCAACCUACAAAAUGGACAUUCUUCUUAGGAGGGUGGUGAUUAUUGGAACAUGCAGGUUUGUCUGUAAAGAAUGAUGUAAUAUAUACAUAGUACA
This is a messenger RNA of Erythranthe guttata (spotted monkey flower), 3675 nucleotides long. Lineage: Eukaryota; Viridiplantae; Streptophyta; Magnoliopsida; Lamiales; Phrymaceae. The record is from RefSeq and is a predicted model, not a curated record.